Molecule: messenger RNA, 900 nt
Organism: Aegilops tauschii subsp. strangulata
Lineage: Eukaryota; Viridiplantae; Streptophyta; Magnoliopsida; Poales; Poaceae
Source: RefSeq, a predicted model, not a curated record
AUGGCCACCACCGCGGCAAACGAGCGCACGAGGGGUGGGGGAGGGAAGGGUGGGGAGAAGGAGCUGGCGGAUCUACCGAAAUGCCGCACCUCCGAUGCUUUAGCUGGAAACCCUAAUGAGCAGUCCAGGGCACCCCGCCGGAUCCAGAGCCACUUAAGUACCGGCCGCGGCGUACGUGCGCUAACUGGACCGGGCCUGGGCCGCCCCGCGCCACCCUCAUCCCCACUGGACUCAGCCAGCGCUGACGGGCCCUCCACUUGGGCCUUCCAAGGCGCGCACGUAACGGUGCGCCCCGUGGUGGGAAACUGGCCCACCGGCCCAACCAUACCGCCCGAGCCAACCCUAGGCCAGGGCUCUGGUUCCGCCGCCGACACCGGCGCAGGCACCAGCGCAGACCAGGGCGGGGUAGCCGCCGACGACGACGCGACCACUGCGCCGCCCGAAGCCACCCGCGACGCGCAGGCCCUCUACGCCGACACCAUGCCCCGAUGCGGAGCUCGACACGACUCCCCUGGUCUGCGAGCACCGCGGCCGCCAGGCGCGAACGCGCGGCGCCGGCCGGCUUUGAGCGAGCCCCCUAGCUCCUCCGCCCUGGCCACAAACUCGCCUACCGACGGCAGCACACCGCCACCACGCCUCUCAGCGCCCGCGUCGUCCUCCUCCUCCGAGAUCUCGCCGUCACUUACCUCUGCCAACGCCCAAAACCUGUUCCCCGACCAGCCCGGGGACGACGCCGCGCCCGCGGAUGCCGCCGAAGGCGAGCUCGCCGGUCGCCCCGAUGCGCGCACCACCACCCAGGCCUCCGAGACGCCUUUGCCGACGCCCUCCGCCACCUCGCCACCCCCAUCGCCCUCCACGUUGCCAGACCGCUCCAGAGCCGUUGGAGCCAUCAGAGGCUAG